AUGGCAAGGCCUCCGACCAUUGCGCAGAUUCUAUCAAGUAAAAACGCAUCUGAGAAUCCAGUAACGGCUACCAAUAAUGGUCUGAAAAAACCGAAAUUUCUUUCAAAAGCUGAGCGAAUUAACUUGGUGAGAUCCUUGCACAACCGUGAUAGCCCACAUUUGGUCGUUGAGAACAGUGCUAAACGCGAACGAGAGGAAGAUGAUACGUCAGACGUAAUUAAUGAAGCUGACGAUCAAAAAAGUACUAUGUUUUCUAAGGCAGACAGGAUACAGAAAAAAAGGUCCCAGUUUCAAUUCGAGUGGCAGGAGGCAGAUGACACUAUGUCUGAUUACAGACCAAUUGUAGAAACCAAAGCAGCAGCAUUGCUGAGUAUGAAUGGAAGGGCGGAUUCCCUAGCAGAUUCCUACAUGGGUAGACAUUGGAGCAAAAAAAAAUUGCACGAGAUGAAUGAGAGGGAUUGGAGAAUAUUUAGCGAAGAUUUUGCCAUUCAGACCAAGGGUGGAGAUAUUGCAAAGCCUAUGCGAAAUUGGGAGGAAUUGAAUUUAAUUCCAAAAGAUAUUCUAGAUAUUAUAACAAAAGACUUGAGGUACAAACAGCCGACAUCUAUCCAACGAGUCACGAUACCCAAUGUAUGUACGAGAAGAAACAGAGACUUUUUGGGUGUGGCAUCCACCGGUUCUGGUAAAACGCUGGCGUUUAUUGUACCCAUAUUGAUUAAAAUAACUAAGUCGCAGCCGAGGCCCAUUUCACUGAAGAAUGUAGAAGGACCUAAAGCACUAAUAUUGGCCCCCACAAGAGAAUUGGCUCAGCAAAUUCAAAAAGAAGCCCAAAAACUUACAUCUCUGUUGAAUAUGAAAAAUACAUCUUUCUCCUGUACAGUUAUUUCCAUUGUCGGCGGACAUGCGCUGGGGGAGAUAGCACAUCAGCUCUCUCAAGGGUGCGAUAUUAUUGUUGCUACACCUGGCCGUUUGAUAGAUUGUUUUGAAAAUCACUUGUUUUCGACAGAUGAAAUUGAAACCCUGGUGGUGGACGAAGCUGAUAAAAUGAUCGAUAUGGGGUUUGAGGAACAAUUCACCACUAUAUUAUCAAGAUUAAAUACAUCGCGGGAGUUUAAAGCAAGACAAACGCUGAUGUUUACUGCAACCAUGUCCCCCACCAUUGAAAAGAUUGCCAACGGAUAUUUAAGUAAACCAGCAUACGCAACAAUAGGCGGCGGUGAAGAAUCAAUACCGCAGAUCCAACAAAUUGUACAGUAUGUCUCUUCUGAAGAUCAAAGGUUUGAAAAAAUCAAGAGACUUCUGAAUUCAAACGAGGCGCCCAUAAUUAUAUUUAUCACUUAUAAAAAAACAGCCGAUUGGUUGGCUCAAAAGUUUUUUGAGGAGACCUCUUUCAAAGUAACUAUUCUUCAUGGCUCAAAAUCGCAAGAGCAAAGAGAGCAUUCUCUGCAACAACUUAGAAAUGGUAAGUGCCAGAUUAUGGUUGCGACAAAUGUUGCCGCUAGAGGUUUAGAUAUCCCAAACGUGUCUCUAGUUGUGAAUUUUCAAAUAUCAAAAUCUUUAGAUGAUUACGUUCAUAGAAUUGGUAGAACAGGACGUGCAGGAAAAAAGGGAACGGCAGUUACAUUUUUGGGAGAUGAUGAAAAUAUUGACAUUGUAAGAGAACUCUACAAAUAUGUUGAAGUCAAUAAUCCAGUGAAGACAAAUAGUUUUGACAAGUCGCUAAAAACCAGGUACAACCUCGGAAAUAACAACUUGGAUGAAAUUAUAUAUUAA
This is a messenger RNA of Zygotorulaspora mrakii, 1773 nucleotides long. It is a transcript of the gene PRP28, whose product is annotated as mRNA splicing protein PRP28. The record is from RefSeq and is a predicted model, not a curated record. Lineage: Eukaryota; Fungi; Ascomycota; Saccharomycetes; Saccharomycetales; Saccharomycetaceae. Gene Ontology annotation, biological process: mRNA splicing, via spliceosome. Gene Ontology annotation, molecular function: RNA binding; ATP binding. Gene Ontology annotation, cellular component: catalytic step 2 spliceosome. Bases 1 to 1773 code for a protein of 590 amino acids. The transcript has a single exon.